Messenger RNA from Macrosiphum euphorbiae (potato aphid), 213 nucleotides. The record is from the annotation of a GenBank genome assembly. Lineage: Eukaryota; Metazoa; Arthropoda; Insecta; Hemiptera; Aphididae.
AUGACUUUAAGUGGAGGUCUUUUUGGAGCUGUACGACUUAAAUCAAAGCAAAGAGAACAGUAUGUAAAACAUUAUUUACCAUGGGCUAUUCAAACAGGACUAAACAGUAAUUUUAUGUUGAAUAUUUAUUUUGAAAAAAGAUGGGAUCAACCAAUAGAAGAACUACAAAAAGAAUUAAAUAUAAAACCUUUAGAAAUAAUUGAUUUAAAAUAA